AUGGAUUCUAUUCAAGAAAGAUUAAAGUAUUUUAAUGCCCAAGCUGACAAGGAGCUCUCAAAAUAUCCUCAAAUUUGUGCCUUGGAAAAACAGACUAAUGUUCCAAAAACUUAUAUGGCCGCUGGAGUCGUAACAUUCGUAUUUACAUUGAUCUUUUUCAACGUUUGGGGUGAAUUGCUUUCCGACGUUAUCGGUUGGCUUUAUCCAGCCUAUGCUUCGUUUAAGGCUAUUGAAAGUCCAGAGACCUCAGACGAUGUUCAAUGGCUUACUUACUGGUUAUUACUUCCACCCUUCAGAGGUGCUCAGCUUAUUUAUUCUAAAUUCUUGAGACCAACUCUCUUAUCCUAUCAAGGAGAUAUUGACAAGAAUUUGAAUAACUGGAAAAAUAAAGUUGACGGAGUAAUAAAAGAAGCUGCUCAUAGUGCGGUUGAUGCUUCUUCUAAAUUAGAUUAG
Messenger RNA from Scutellospora calospora, 453 nucleotides. NCBI's taxonomy places the organism in Eukaryota, Fungi, Glomeromycota, Glomeromycetes, Diversisporales, Gigasporaceae. The record is from the annotation of a GenBank genome assembly.